AGUUCCUUAAAUGUUUGAUGCAGUAUGGAUAAAGAGGAGGGUAAAGCAUACGGGGAUUAUAAGUUGGAGCAGCUGAUAGGGAGGGGGACCUAUGGAUACGUGUAUAAAGCCAGAAAGAUUUUGAAAGAGGGCACCUCGACCACCACAAUGCUCUCGGAUGAGACUUUCGCUGUAAAGCUGAUUCACAUCAAAGGCUCUAGUGAUACAAGUAGACACUGGGAACUAGUAGAAAGGGAGGUAGAGGUUUUACAAAAGGCCGAGGAAAAGAAACACCCCAAUAUCGUAUCCUUCAAGGAUUACUUCAAACAAAACAGAAUCCCCUGUGUUGUAAUGGAAUAUUGUGGUGGUGGGACCUUGUAUCAGAAAAUAAGGGACCUAAAGAAGAAAGAAAAAGUAAUCACGGAGGACGAAUUUAUAUCUAUACUGCAACAGAUAGCCUUAGGUGUAGAGGUUCUUCACGACCUAAAUAUUAUACAUCGUGAUUUGAAAACAAAAAACAUCAUGUUGACUGAAGACGGCACUUGUAAAAUAGCAGAUUUUGGAGUUGCCAAAAUGAUUGAAAUCGCGGGGAUUAACACAAAAGGAAUUGGAACACCGUACUACAUGUGUCCUGAAAUAAUACAAGGAAAGUCGUAUGAUCAAAAGGCAGAUAUAUGGAGUCUGGGAUGUACUUGCUAUGAAAUUGCCACAGGUUCAUACGCCUUUGAUGGGAAAUCUGUCCAAGAGAUCAACGCCGUGGUAAAGUCUGGAAAGAUACCAGAAACAACGAAAAUCCAGUACAGUGACGAAAUAAAGAACCUUAUUGUACAGAUGCUGAGUCAUGACAGUGCAGCUCGUCCUACUAUCAAAAGUAUUCUCCACUUUAUAAAAGACUACAAAGAGAAAGGGACAAAGCCUAAGAAAAAGAAAAACAAGAAGUCAAAGCGCCAAACAGAAGAAACAGACCAUUUGCCAUUAAAAGACUCAGGUGUAGAGGUGUCCAGUUCACUAGCAUCCCGUCUCGAUCCAAGAAAGGCCUCUGAAAGUAAGGAGUUUCUCGAAAAAGAAUCUGCUAAAUUACAGGCGACUCUAGUGAUGGAAAUCAGAAGUCACAAAGCUGCUGAUAUUGUUUCCUACAUUAAGAGUCUACAGAAAAAAGAAACACCGGAGAAAGAUUUCAGGGAAAAAGUCAUGAAACACAUGGACAAAGACCUGUUUUAUAAACUGUAUCCUCUGAUGCAAGCUAUGAAGUGUAUUGAGGACGGGCGUAGGGAUCUACAAGAAUUUAGAUCAUCAGGGGAAUAUUCAAGGGGUACCACAAUACCGAUCUCUACAGAGGAUUUAUCCGACUAA
This is a messenger RNA of Saccostrea echinata, 1332 nucleotides long. Its product is annotated as serine/threonine-protein kinase Nek4-like. The record is from RefSeq and is a predicted model, not a curated record. NCBI's taxonomy places the organism in Eukaryota, Metazoa, Mollusca, Bivalvia, Ostreida, Ostreidae. Bases 25 to 1332 code for a protein of 435 amino acids. Gene Ontology annotation, biological process: protein phosphorylation. The transcript is spliced from 10 exons. Gene Ontology annotation, molecular function: protein kinase activity; ATP binding.